CGGCGAUGAGCUUCGGCAACUGGAGAGGAAAUACGGCUUCUGACCGGGAAUCCAAUCCUCAAUUGGGACGAUUCUUUGCGCCGAGACAACCAUCUGUCUUGCAUAUUGUUACUCUUGUCAAGGCUGCUACAUUUCCUGGGGAUCGAGCCGGACCAUCGGGCGCAACCUACGAGCUACGUACUCCCUCCAUCGUACCAUCAUCGUCGGAUCCAACGCCGCCGAGCGCCCGGUUCUUGAGCGACUCGACGUAGACGCCCGCCAUAAAUCUCACCUCAUUCUGCCAUAAUUUCCUACUGCUCAAUUGAGCUCGAGCUUGCUUGAUUCUUGAGCUCACUGCUUCCUGUUUGAAUCGCAACAUCGUCGCCAGCAACAGCAACGGCCAAUCUCGCAGCCAUGGCGUCUCAAUCCUCCGCCGCGCCCAGCGCAUUCCGCCAGCAUCUUCCCGACCUCAGCAUCCCUCGCUUCACCAGCAUGGCGAAGCAGGACCCUUAUGAAUAUGCCAAGGAAUUCAAGGAGGGCGGCCAACCCCCGUGGCUUCACGGCCUCUUCCUCCACUGGCGAGACCUGCUGAAGGAGCCCUACAAGGGCAUCACCAAUAACGGCAAGGUCCGACCCGAUCUCUUUGACUUACACGAUGAUGGUGUCCCUACCGCAACCAUUGUCCAGGCCACCGAGGCCCUUCUUAAGCUCCUCGACCACGGACAGCGCGAAAAGACUUGCUACCACAUUGACUCGCCCGAAUGGCGCACUUGGUCUAAUCCCGAGUUUCUCUUGAGUGAUAAGGGCAUUCGCCUCGACGAGAUCAGCGACGAACAGAGAACCGCUGUGUUCAAGGUCCUGGAACUGACUCUCUCACCCGAGGGUUACCAGAAGGCUCUUGGCGCCAUGCGCGUCAAUGGCUUCCUGGGCGAGCUCUGCAAAGUCCCCAGCAUCAUGAAUGAGCACUCGUACAACUUCGUCCUCUUCGGCGAACCCUCAACCGAGACGCCCUGGGGCUUCUCCUUCUACGGCCACCACCUCUGCCUCAACAUUCUCCUUUACAAGUCACAAAUCGUUAUAUCACCUUGGUUCACUGGCGCUGAGCCGAACUUGAUUGACGACGGCCCCUACAAGGGUACGCGCAUCCUCCACAGAGAAGAGGCCCUCGGUCUCCAGCUCAUGCAGGAUCUCCCAGCCGAGAAGCAGGCGAAGUCCCAGAUCUACAAGCUCAUGAAAGACCCGGCUAUGCCCUGGGGUCGAUGGAACCACGAUGACCAACGUCACCUCUGCGGCGCCUACCGCGACAACCGAGUCGUUCCUUACGAGGGCGUUCUCGUCUCCGAGAUGACCGCUGCGCAACAGGAUCUUAUCCUUGGCAUCUGCAAAGAGUUCCUCCUCUAUCUUCCCGAAAAAGCCCUCCAGCUCCGUCUGGACCAAAUCCGUAGCUGGUUCCACGAGACUUACUGGUGCUGGAUUGGCGAAUUCGGCAACGAGGAUCCCUUUUACUACCGCAUCCAGAGUCCCGUGGUCAUCAUCGAGUUUGACCAUCACUCGGGCGUCUUCUUGGCAAACAAGGAGCCCGCCAAGUUCCACAUCCACACGUUACUAAGGACACCGAACGGCGGAGAUUACGGCAUGGCUCUCCGGCCGCUGAUUCCUCGUGUGAAGCAGGAGUUUAUGUGGGAGGGGUAAGGCAGAGUGGAUGUGAGAUCUAUACCAGACGAUGUAUUUCAGGUAGCAAGCGCUUAUGAAUGAAGAUUCCAGAACCGUGGCUGUGCGAAUCUAAGCUGUGAGCAUGCCUAACGGGGACGCUGAUAGGUCUAGUGAUGC
Ilyonectria robusta is the source of this 1809-nucleotide messenger RNA. RefSeq lists its product as uncharacterized. The transcript has 2 exons. The coding region runs from base 394 to 1671 and encodes 425 amino acids. The record is from RefSeq and is a predicted model, not a curated record. NCBI's taxonomy places the organism in Eukaryota, Fungi, Ascomycota, Sordariomycetes, Hypocreales, Nectriaceae.